AUGCACGUCUCCGGAUCUGUUGUUCUUCUUCUGUGCUUCUGGAAAAUUGACGUCUUCGGCUUUCUGUUCCCCGCGCCAUCGACGUCUUCGUGCUCCACCUGCACCUGUCCGACGGCCAUUUGUCCCGCUCAGCCGUCUUGUCCUCCAGUUGCGGCUUGUCCUGCGCCGGUAUUUAUUAUCUAUUAUUAGAUGAUUAAAUUUCAAGUAAAAAAAAAUAUGGGAAAAACAUUUCUGACUCAAGGUAUCUAAUCCGUGUUGCGACACGUGCCGAUCCUGCAAGAAAGAGCGAUUCCGACGCUCCAUUCUGAGCAAUGCGACCUACAUCGUCGCUGAGGAUGUCCUAACUAACACAAACAGCCUCUCAAAAAAGCAAAAACGAGAAAUCUCUAAAGAAAACUUGGACUCCGACAAGUGCAACAGUCCCGCUCUCCAGCAAAUAAUUCUACAGGUAACUUUGACUUGUGAAAAACAAUCAAAAAUCCGAUGGAUAGAACAUUGACCGAGUCACUUCGAUUGGAAAGAAGAGGAUGCAAGAAGUCGCGGAGAGCACUCUUGGAGCGAGGUUUGAACCAAAAACAUACAAAACAUUUCAAACUUUAUAGGUACAACGUGAUUUGCGCUCGUGGCGACUUCUCCUACAUUGCCAAUACGGAGGAAUACUGCCAACAGACGGUCGGAGACGUCACCUGCUUCCUCUUCAAGCAACUUUCCGACGUUGUUCGCUCACGCUUGUAAAAUGUUUCCCUUUUUUGCAUGCUCCUAUCCUUCCGUAUGUUUACUUUUCACCUUGAAAAACGCGCUUCUCACAGCCAAAAUAAACGGUUUCCAUUCUGUCAACAUGAAAACUCGAAAGCUUCGAAUGAACGAAGUCGAGACAGGGGUUGAAAAGUUAUGAAGAUCUUUUUUUAAAGAAUGGGAAAACAAUUUUACGUUACGAUAAUUAUUCCCUCGAGGAGGACCGUAGUUACUGUAGUACGGACGUCUGCAAUCAAGUGUGCAUUGAAAUUUUUUACGAGAAGUAAUUUUUUUUUGAAAUUUAAAAUACUCUGUGAUUCCACUUUUUCUUAUCGUUUGAUAGAUAUAAUCAAUUUUUUUUCUGCAGAAUUUUUCAUUAAGGUUUCAACUAUUUAUUCUUUGUUUUCUUAUUCUCAACUUCUCAUUUAAUAUGACAUAUACAUUAUGUAUUGAAUUUUUCUUUUUUUUCACGUUUUGCUUUUAUUACUUCAUCAGAAACUCAUGGUUAAUCUUUUUUUCGACAUGCGGUGACAUGUCACGUACUAUUAUAUUCUUUGCAACGACUCGAAGUGGGCGAUUGGUGAAGAGGUUUUUCUCCAACGCGCGACCCGGCGAUCCUCAUAAACUUGUUGAUUUAGAAGCGUACACGCCUGAUAAAAUUCGAAAUUUUGGGUUUGAAAAGUGUUCCAAAACUCUUUAAGAGUCUUAACUUUAGAAUCGUCGCACACGUCGAUCAUGGAAAGAGCACUUUGGCUGACAGAAUCCUCGAGCUUUGUGGCGUUGCUGCACCGGGGCAACAACAGGUUGGUUUUUCACUUUUUUUAAAAAUGUAACCCAUAAAUGUAUUGUUUCUUCCUUCUCAAAUUUCAUCAUUUAAGAUGCUGGAUCGGUUACAAGUUGAGAAGGAACGUGGAAUCACGGUCAAAGCGCAAACAGCUUCCCUCCCUUACAAGGUUCAUUUUCGCGCAGCUUCAUGAGAAUUUUCAGGGCUAUUUAGUCAAUUUGAUAGAUACUCCAGGUCACGUGGACUUUUCUGCCGAAGUUUCGAGAUCUUUGGCCGUUUGCGAUGGAAUCGUUUUACUUGUUGCGGCGAAUGAAGGCGUUCAAGCUCAGGUUUCCCCAUUUUCUGCGUUCCUUCCAAAGAUUCUUCAGACGGUGGCAAACUUUUGGUUGGCUUUCGAGAAAGACAUCACUAUUAUUCCUGUUAUCAACAAGAUCGAUUUACCCGGGGCUGAUGUUAAGAUGGUUCGUUUUGAAAAAGGAAAAGGGGAAAGUUGAUUUCAGGUCACUUCCCAGCUCAAAACACUUUUUGAUAUCGAAGAAAAUGAAUGUGUUUUGAUAUCCGCCAAGAAAGGUUUGAACGUGGGCCAAGUUCUCGACAAAGUCGUUGAGAAUAUUCCGCCGCCCAAGGCCGAUCCAAAAAAGGUGUUCAGGUUAGUGUCAUUCCGAACUUUGUGGCUGAAAAACACUUGAAAUUUUUCGAUUUUUCACAGAAAAGGGUCCGAAUCCCGAUUGUGAGAUUACAAAAAUUCGUCAAAUACCUUUAAAAAAUGCUCUGAUGUUUUCCCGUCGCUUAUUUGCUAUUAUUUCUUGCUUUUUUUAAUUUCAAAAGAUUUUGUGAUAUUGGCCUUAAUCCUGCUUAUGGUUCCCGUUUCAGAGGACUUCUCUUCGAUUCCUACUUUGACAACUAUCGGGGAGCGAUCGCGCACGUGUUAGUGAAGGAAGGAUCUUUGCAAAAAGGCCAGAAGAUCAGCUCCUACCACAACGGACGCUCGUACGAAGUGUCGGAGGUAGUUGAAGAGGCUGAGAGAAGGACGAAGACGGAUUGAGGUAGGCAUCAUGCGGCCGGAGAUGAUCCGCUGCUCGCAACUUUUUGCCGGACAGGUCGGUUACGUCGUCUGCAACAUGAAGACCGUCGCCGUGAGUUUCUUCAUGAUUUCAAACUGCUCCAACUCGUUGAACAUCUUCAGGAGGCCUUGAUUGGCGAGACUUUGUAUUCGGCUUCGCUAGAUCGAAAAGAUGUCGUUCCAUUUGAAGGAAUGAAGGUUUUCCGAUUAAUCAAAAUUGAAAUCAGAUUAUUAACUUAAGCUCGUUCAACCUACAGUUUAUGCUGGUCUUUUUCCUGUGGAAUCUGCUGAUUAUGAAAAUUUGAAACAGGUAGAUUUCCGCGAAUGGUUUGCAUAGACAGUGAAAAAAAAGCGAAAUAAUUUUUUUCUAAAAAUCAGCAAAUGAAACUGAGAUAGUAAGAAAGCAAUAUGAAAUAAAAGGCGUCAAAAUAAGUAGAAACUUUGAGAUUUUUCACGCUUUCAAAUUCGCCCACUCACAAAGAAGGCCAUUCACCUUCGUGGUAGGGAAUAUCCUGUAAUUUCUCCAGAACACCUUGGUUUACCAGAUGAAGAAGGUCUUCAUAUUUUACCGAUUUUUUGUUUGAAGGCUGUCGAACGCCUUUGUUUGAAUGACUCUUCGGUCACAGUAACUCCAGAUUCCAGCAGAGCCCUGGGCUUAGGAUGGCGGGUUUCUAUCUUCCCAUUUUUCAUAUUUCAUUUUAUUCCGGUUUCCAGAUAGGUUUUCUUGGCGUUCUACACAUGGAAGUUUUCGGCGCGCGUCUUUCUCAGGAAUACGACGCCAGUGUCAUUUUGUGCCAACCAAGUGUUGAAUACAGAGCAAUUAUUAAGGUAAGGACGAUAAUUUUCAUGUUUGAAGACUAUCCGUAUAGGAUAACGAUACGAUAAGGAAACGGUACGAUGGGAAAAGUGAGAUCAGGAUACUGGAUCCAGGAAAGUUCCCGGACCAUUUCGAUGUGGAGGAGUUCUUGGAGCCGAUGGUCAAGGUCUCGGUUCGAGACUUUUUCUAGUUCCUCAUUUGGGAUUUCAGGUUCGAAUGAUCGUGCCGAGCUCGAUGAUGGGCGUCGUCAACGGCCUUUGCUCAGAAUGUCGCGGAGAAAGAGGGGAUAUCAACUCGAUCGACGAACAGAGGAUGAUCAUCGUUUGGAGGCUUCCACUUGCCGAAGGUUUUUCUGGGAAACUAGAAUUGUUUUUUAGAAUCAUCUUGUCCUUUUCACAACUUUUUCCUUGCUAUCAUGUAGAGGAAGCAGAGAAAACACAAAUGUCUCUUGAAGGCCUUCGAAACUUGGACAAAAAAAAGUUUGAAAAUUAUUUCUAGAGAUUGAGAAGAAUGAUUUUCUUUGGAUUUCUUAACUGAAGAAUAUUGGCUUUUGAAAGUUUUGAAAAAUGGCUUUCUCGUUUUUUCUUUCUUUUUCUUAAAAAGUUGUCUCUUUCAGAAAAAUUUUUCAAUAUAAUGCUCUUUGAAAUUUCUCACUUUUUUUGCAAAAAAAAUUAUUAUACUUUUAAAACAUCCAUCCAAAAAGUGAACUUAAAAAUUGUUCCCAUAUCUAUACUCAACCGCAACUUCGGUUAUUUCAGUCGUCGUCGAUUUCUUCGAAAGACUCAAAAAGCUGACUUCUGGCUAUGCGUCUUUUGACUACGAAAACGACGGAUACAACAGCUCGAAACUCGUCAAAUUGGCCAUUCUGAUCAAUGAGAAAGAGGUAGUUUGAAAUUUACGAGAAAACUAAACUAUAGCAGAAUCAAAUCUGAAUUAAAAAUUUCAAAAAGUUCGCGAACGAGAUUUUUCAAAUCUGUAUGGAUAAAGGUUUUAGGUGAGCGAAUUCUCUCAAAUAAUUCCGGCGGCUAUGGCGCGAGAUCGAGCACGAUUACUACUGCAUCGCUUGAAACGGGAAAUUCCGCGACAGCAAUUUGAAGUCGUCAUUAAAGGUUGGGAAAAAGUUGAAGAGCUCCGUAAUCUAUACUAAGAACUUGCUGUGAUUUUCAAAGGCGUCAUCUUGAGUUUGUCCUUCAAACUUUCUGGCUUUUAUGAGUCAAAGAUCGACACUUCCUGUAUUCAGCGUGCAUCGGCCAAUCGACGAAAGCGUUGUCGCAAGUGGUGAUCCAGCCGAUGAAACGCGACUUCAGCCAACUCCUUAAGGGUAACUUUGGAGGCGGAGGUUUUCCCCAGCCGAUUCUUCUCCUUUUCACGCAAUCUUGUUAGGAAUGGAGCGGCUGAACAAAAAGUUGAGUCAUCAGAAAAAGGGCAAAGAACGGAUGAAGACCCUCGGAAACGUUCAAAUUCCCAAAGAAGCCUUCCUCAACAUCUUGAAGAACUGA
Molecule: messenger RNA, 4898 nt
Organism: Caenorhabditis auriculariae
Lineage: Eukaryota; Metazoa; Nematoda; Chromadorea; Rhabditida; Rhabditidae
Source: the annotation of a GenBank genome assembly